Molecule: messenger RNA, 954 nt
Organism: Penicillium egyptiacum
Lineage: Eukaryota; Fungi; Ascomycota; Eurotiomycetes; Eurotiales; Aspergillaceae
Source: the annotation of a GenBank genome assembly
AUGAAUUACUAUGUCAGAUUAUCUGGCCGGAAGCAUCACCUUCCAAGGUCGGAUGCCCGGGGCCGGUCAGCCUGGUUUGCUAAUGUUUGUCAUGUUUGCAUUAAGAGGUAUUUGACCUCCCCAUAUCUAGCGUCCCAUCCAUCGACUUGUUCAAUUACUAACGCCCUCUCUAUUUUAUCUUUGCAACGCCCCAUACUUUCCUCUCCUGGCGAGCUGGGCGCCCUUCUACGACUCCUGCUAUAUUCCCCGCUAGCAGCCGGCAAUAUGAACCAUACACGCGGUCUCAUAUCAUCCGCCCAGGCCCUACGCCAGAUCUUCAUCACACCCGUUCGCACCUCCAGAGUUGGGAUUCUUGUAUUUAGGCCGCUUCAGAAUAGGCCCCAGACUCGUUUUUUUCAACAAUCCCGUUGCCUAGAGCUUCGAGGAUACCGACCACCCGUCGAAAAGCCCCCGAUAAACGAAGCUAUCCGUGCAUCAUUUGUCCAAGUUGUGAACGAUGAAGGCGACCUCGACCCUCCGACGAGACUGGAGGAUGUCCUUGAAAGCUUUGACCACUCUGAGUUCUUUCUUCUCCAGGUGCAAGAAGGAGACUAUGACAACCCGCCGGUUUGCAAGGUCCAAAAUAAGAAGGAAGCGCGAGCACAUGAAAAGGCCAAAGCAAAGUCAGCCCGCUCAUCGAAGGUUACGUUCAAACAAAUUGAACUGAACUGGGCAAUCGAUGCCCAUGACCUGUCACACCGCCUGAAACAACUCUCGACCUUUUUGGAGAAAGGCCGCAGGGUGGAAGUCCUAUUGACUACCAAAAAGCGCAAGCGCAAGCCCACAGUGGAUGAGAUCAAACAGGUCAUGCAGAGUGUUUUGGACACAAUCAGAGAGGCCGGUGGAACUCAGACAAAAGCAAUGGAGGGGGAACCUGGGAAGCAACUCAAGAUUACUGCACAGAAGAAUAUCUAG